AUGUGGUCUGCGGUGGGUGCGUGUCCGCGCAGCCGGCACUGUGUGCGGUGCAGGGCCAUUGCGGCUGUGCGUGUGACGCUGCUUGCUCUGUUGGCGCUGGCUGCUGCUGCGGCGUUUAUGCCCGCGGUGCAUGCGGUGGUGUUGCGACUGCGGGGCGGCACGGUGGACAGAGCCAUCACGGUUGGCCGCGCCGUGGACACGGUGCUGAUGGACGGCGUGUGCAUCACGAACGGCGUGGCUGUGGUGUUCGACGUGCCGGCGAUGCUUCCCGGCGCGCUGCGCAUUGAAUUGAGGAACUGCGUGUGCGACGGCGGUGCACAGAUCUACGUGCGGGGCUACGGCGGUGAGCCGGCGAGUGACCGGAGCCUGGAGGUGAGCGUGAGCGGGCUGUCGGGGAUCUACUGCUCGCUCGCGUUUGUGCACAACCUGCCGGCACACACGAACGUGACGGUCCGUGACUCGACGAUUGUGACGGCGGGGCCGAUGCGCUACUCGCAGUUGAGCGGGCUGACGGACGCGGUGGCGUCGCCGCUUGUGCUGUACGCGACGUCGCUGUUGCGGACGCAGCUGCGUGUGAGCAACACUGUGCUGAGGUCGUUGCACGCGGGUGGGUCGGCGGUGUACGUUGGCGGCGGCGUGGACCUGCUGUCGAGCGCGGUGGUGCUUGGCGGCGUGUUGCUGGAGGCGUCGGGCGGUCCGACCGCGUCCGCGAUGCAUGUGGCGUCCUCGUCGCGUCUCAGUUUGCGGAGCCACUCGGUGUUCUCCGUGACAAACGUGUCGGUUUUGAGCAGCGGCGGCGGCUUUGUGCUUGGAGAGCGCCUCGCGGUGUCCGACUCGGUGCUGCGCUUCGUGGGCGUCGAGGGGCCUGUUGCGUCGUCGCUGGUGCGCUGCGACGGUGGGACGGUCGGUGCCGGCGGGUGGCUGGAGCUGCGCGACGUGUGGGCGGUGGGCGAGGCGUCGUCGGUGGCGUCGCUGUCGGGGGUGACGCUGGGUGGUGGCGCCGUGUCGAUUGCGCGCUGCGUUGCCACCGGCGCGACGCUUGUCUCCGGGCUGACGAUCACGAGCGGCGUCGUGUCGGUGCAGUGCAACCGUGCCGGCGGCCAGGUGCUGCAGAGCAGCGGCGACUACCGCAUGGCCGGCCUGCCCUCCGUGAGCGUGGUGCCGUGCGACGGCUGUGCGGCUGCGCUGGCGUGCUUUGAUGCGCUGACGGCGUCGUUCUCUGACUGCGUGUGCGGCUGCCGUGCCGGCGGUAUGGGCGAGGCGUGCCUGCCGUUCGACGUGUCGCCUGCGAGGGCCGGUGGCGGUGGUGGCGGUGUGGAGGGCUGCGUGAGUGGCGUGACGCUGACGGAGUCGGUGACGGUUGGCGGUGGGCGUGCGACGGCGUGCUUCGACUCGGUGGUGUUCAGCGGACCGAUCACUGUGGCGGUGGACCUGCGCUCGAUGGACGCGUUCGCUGACUCGCUGAACGUGACGCUGCGCCACUGCGUACUUGCGGGCGGGUCGCAGCUGCGGAUUGGUGGUUUCAGCGAGAGCACGGCGCGCCUGAUGCCCCACGCUCUCGUCAACAUGACGAAUGUGACGUCGCUGGAGGGCACGGUCGUGCUGCAUGGCGCGAUGCCGCCGAACUCGAGUGUGCUGCUGGCGAACUCGACGCUGCGCGCGACGGUUGGCGGGUCGCAGUACGUGCCGACGACUCCUGGCCACGCAGGAUCCCGGUACGGCCCCGCGCUUGUCCUGGACGGUGUCCGGCUGCUGUCGACGCGGUUUGUCAUGACGCGGUCGACGCUGUUUUGUGGCGGGGGCUUGUGCGCUGCGAUCCUCAUGGAGCGCGGCCUUGACGUGAACCUGUCCAGCGUCUUCUACAUGGACAACUGCGCUGUUAUGUCGCGGACGCACGUGAUGUACGCUUUUGCGUCGGACCUGCGUGUGAGCGGCGGCUCCGUGUUCUCCAUACAGAACAGCUCUUGGAUUGCGUCGAGCAUUAACAUGUACGAAGGCGCGUGUGUGUUCAGGGAUGUUGUUUUGGAUGGUGGUAGCGUGCUGCAGGUUGUGUCCGGCACUUUCCGUCUUGGCUUCGCCAUGCUCAUUGCAGAAACGCUGACCGUGACUGACGGCAGCUGGCUGGUGCACCGCGACAACGAGUUUCGCGCCGCCUACGUUGUGUACGUGGUCAAGGAGAACGGCGUGGCGUUCCGCGAUCGGAGUGUGUGGUCGAUACUUAACAACAAACUUACGUACGGCUUGUACUCGUCGACUCAUGCACACAUGACAAGCAACUGGUCACUACCAUCCGACUCGAGCCCGAUCAUCUACGGCGUGUGCAACGAGGCAAGGGGAUUUCCUGUGAUGGAUUACCGAGAAGAGCUCAAUAUUGUGGCGCCCGUGACGUUGCUGGACUGUGGCGCGUGCACCGUGGACGCCGUGUGCUUUGCUGCGAGGACGAGCAGCAUCCGCGGCUGUGAGUGUGAGUGCGCUGCUGGCGGCUACGGUGACACGUGUGUGCCAGCUGCUGUUCCGGACGGUCUUGGGCCGCUUCCGCUCCCUGACGCGAAGGACACGGAGGUCCGCUGUGUUCACGGUGGCAGCAUCAGCUCCGUGGACUAUCCUGAUUCCGGUGUGCGUGGUCUGUGCUUUGUCAACGUGACCUUCACCGCCGCGAUCGUGCUGGACCUGUGGAGCUUCGACGCACCACAACAGACACUCAACAUCACGCUGCUGCAGUGCGUCCUUAUGGGCCUGUCGAUCAGAGGGAGUGGUGCACGCGUGCACGUGAGCGUGGUCUCCUCGAUGAUGGAUGCCGGUGAUUUGGAGUUUAGGGGUGAUUUUGGCACGAGCUCCCGGAUACUGGUGGCGGGUAGUACGCUUGUGAUGACGUCGCGCCGCGCCAUUCAAUGCCUGCUGUUUUCUCUCGGUGCGAACUCGACGCUACUGUUACUUGACAACCUUAUUGAAGGGGAAAUUUACGCAGUCUAUUUCUCCUUUGUUUUUGUUGAUGAUGGCGGGAUCAUUAUAAGGGGAAACACGCUGAGGGGAGCGGAGGAGGACGUUCAUUUGGAAUCUGCUUUUUUGUUUGAAUUUGCUGUUGUGAAGAAUGGUGGCUACUUUGGCGUGGAGAACAACACGAUGAGCGCAGGCAGUGGCAUUUAUUUUUAUGGGGAUACCACUGUGAGCUCCGCGGGGUUGCUGCGAGUGGCAGACUGCAUCUUUAUUGGUUUCGCACUGUUUUUUGAUCCCGCGCUGGUGCAUUGGGACGGCUCUUUGACACUCCAGGGCGGUGCGCAGUGGCGUGUGGAGGGCAACGGCGUGAGCGCAGCCUCAGUAAUAGAUAUGCCUAAUUCCUUGUACAAAAUUAAGCUGUCGGACAGCGGCACUACCGUGGUGCUUGCACACAACAUUCAGGCGGACUCGAGUAAAGCCUUUGCGCAAAUUGUUCCAUGGAGCACGAUUGUCGCGUCACCCGCGCGGUUUGUGGUUGGGUGCAACCUGCAGGGAGAUGAGGAGGUGUCGUACGACGGUGUGUUUCCGGAGGGCGUGGUGGUGUUCGGGUGUGGCACAUGCAACGACGACGCGGCGUGCUACAUGCCCGGGACGGAGUCGGUGGACCGCGGCUCGUGCUCGUGCAGCUGCAAGGACGGAUGGCAUGGCGCGUCGUGUUUUCCCCUCGAGGUGCCCGACACGGUUGUGCUCCCCUUGCCGGAGAGAGCCGUUGACGGCGACACGAGCUGCGUGGUGAACCAGACGCUGACGAACCUUGCGGUAAAGAUGUGGAGGACGCACCACUGCUACGCGGGUGUGACAUUCAGCGGCGUGGGCGCUGUGCUGACGUUCUCCCUCAAUCGGAUGCCGCUGCAUCUCCCCAUCAACAUCACGCUUACUGGGUGCACAUUCCUUUACGGGGCUGUGCUGCAGUUUGUUGGGGGUAAUGAGGCGUCCGAGUCAGCCGGCGUCCUGAUCCGCGUGAGCCAGACGGUGAUGCGGUCCUCCGUUGCUUUGUUUUCACUUGCCCUCCCGCAGCACUGCGACAUUGCCGUCACGGACGUUGACGCGGUGCAGUUCUCUGAGGUCCGGUUGCCGGAAUCUGUGAACAACAUGUGGAGCGUUGUGAUGCUGAAGAACGUAGUGUUGAGUGCGUCCUCGCUGUUGGUCAGCAGCGUCAAGGCGAAUGCACCGAGGCACGGCUUGUUUGGUUUGUACUCGACCGGGACACUGACGCUGGUGGGUGGCAGCUCGCUGUACGUGCGGUAUUGCAGCUUCGGUGGGUACACACACCUGUUCUACGUGCACAUUAUCGGUGUCAGUGAUCACUCUGUUUUUGCGCUGCUCAACAACACAAUGGACUCCGGGACAAGCUUCUUGUAUCAGAAGCAAAAAUUCAGCGUGUCGGAUCACAGCGUGCUGCGCGUGGUGGGAAACAGCGGUCCUGUGUCCAACGCCAUCUAUGCAUCUAACUCGUGGACCGUCCAGCGGUCAAGCUGGCUGGAUUGGCGCGACAACGACGUGGGAGUGGGUGCGAUGUUGUACUACUCCGCCUUUUCUGCAAUGAGCAUCGGCAACAACAGUGUGGUGACGCUGACGGGCUGCAAGAUGGGCUCGACGGGGUUGUCGAGGCCCUUGCUAUCGCGUGCUGCCGCCGGCUACCGGUUCGUUGCUGGGUGCCUGACG
Trypanosoma cruzi is the source of this 4662-nucleotide messenger RNA. Its product is annotated as dispersed gene family protein 1 (DGF-1), putative. The transcript has a single exon. The record is from RefSeq and is a predicted model, not a curated record. The annotation marks the transcript as partial. NCBI's taxonomy places the organism in Eukaryota, Euglenozoa, Kinetoplastea, Trypanosomatida, Trypanosomatidae.